Messenger RNA from Myripristis murdjan (pinecone soldierfish), 2484 nucleotides. It is a transcript of the gene gpc6a, whose product is annotated as glypican 6a. The transcript is spliced from 10 exons. The record is from RefSeq and is a predicted model, not a curated record. Gene Ontology annotation, biological process: regulation of protein localization to membrane; cell migration; regulation of signal transduction. Bases 283 to 1989 code for a protein of 568 amino acids. Gene Ontology annotation, cellular component: synapse; cell surface; extracellular region. Lineage: Eukaryota; Metazoa; Chordata; Actinopteri; Holocentriformes; Holocentridae.
AGUUGUGGGCGCAGACGGAGCCGCGGGUACUGCCUCUUGACACGGAUUUGGUUCCAAGCUGCGUCCAAUUUGGACUCGCAACAUUCUUCAUUUCGAGGGGGAACACACGAAGCUUUUUGCAAUGAGGUGGACGCAUCCCAAGUGAGGAGUGAUAAACAUAUGACAUUCUGCCCAGCAUCCAGCCUCUUGGAUUUUAUUUUGUUUUCUUGUUUUUUUAUUUUCUCUGGCGGAUUUAUCACAGCUCGUAUUUCCCUCUAAAACAUUACCAAGGAUUUACCACUGAUGUAUGCGAUGUGGAGACUACAAGUCGCCUUAUGUACUCUGUCGGUGCUGUCCCUAUCAUUUGGCGGUGAGAGCAAAGCGCGGAGCUGCAGCGAGGUUAGACAAGCAUAUAACGCUAAAGGAUUCAGCCUUGUCAAUGUACCUCAUCAGGAAAUAUCAGGUGAACACCUGCGUGUCUGUCCUCAGGGUUACACCUGCUGCACAAUCGAGAUGGAGGAAAAACUCAGCCAGCAGAGCAAAGUGGAGUUUGAGAACUUGGUCGAGGAGACCAGCCACAAUAUAAGGACUACAUUUGUCUCGAGGCAUAAAAAGUUUGAUGAGUUUUUCUUGGAGCUGCUGGACAACUCCGAGAAGUCUCUCAACAGCAUGUUCACGCGGACGUACGGGAAGCUGUACAUGCAGAACUCAGAGGUGUUCCAGGACUUGUUCACUGAGCUAAAGCGCUACUACACAGGGGGCAAUGUCAACCUGGAGGAGAUGCUGAACGAUUUCUGGUCCAGGCUCCUGGAGCGCAUGUUCCAGCUACUCAACUCCCAGUACCACUUCACAGACGACUACCUGGAGUGCGUCAGUAAAUACACAGAUCAGCUAAAGCCCUUCGGAGAUGUGCCAAGGAAGCUGAAAGCCCAGGUCACCAGGGCCUUUAUAGCUGCACGAACAUUUGUCCAAGGGCUAAUGGUGGGUCGGGAGGUAGCCAACAGGGUCGCAAAGGUGAAUGUAGUUCCAGCUUGUAUCAGAGCCUUGACCAGGAUGCUGUACUGCCCAUAUUGCCGUGGCAUGCCCGGGCUGAAACCUUGCCACAACUACUGUCAUAAUGUUAUGAGGGGCUGUCUAGCCAACCAGGCAGACCUAGAUGCUGAAUGGAACGUCUUCAUUGAUGCUAUGUUACUGGUGGCAGACAGACUGGAGGGACCCUUCAACAUUGAAGCAGUUAUAGAGCCAAUAGAUGUCAAGAUCUCUGAGGCUAUCAUGACCAUGCAGGACAACAGCAUGCAAGUGUCAGCCAAGGUUUUUCAAGGGUGUGGUCAACCAAAGCCCUCAUCAAUGGGCAGGUCUGCACGUGGCAUUUCAGAUGUGUUCAAUGCUCGCUUUAGGCCCUACACCCCUGAGGAGAGGCCCACCACAGCAGCUGGGACCAGCCUGGAAAGACUGAGGGUUGUCUGGAGGACAAUGCAACACAGUGUGAUUGACAUCAAAGAGAAACUAAAGGAGUCAAAGAGGUUCUGGUCCAACCUACCAGAUGACAUCUGUGCUAAGGGCAAGCUGACAGAGUCUGACGAGGAGCAGUGCUGGAACAGCCACACCAAGGGCAGAUAUUUUCCUGAGGUGGUGAAGGACGGUCUAACCAACCAGGCAAACAACCCAGAGGUGGAUGUAGACAUCACCAGGCCUGACACACUGAUUCGACAGCAGAUCAUGGCCCUGCGUGUCAUGACCAACAAGCUGAAGAACGCCUACAACGGAAACGACAUCUACUUUCAGGACUCCAGUGAUGAAGGCAGCGCCUCUGGCAGUGGCAGCGGGUGCCCUGAUGGCUGCACCACAGAGUUUGUUUUUGUUGGAACUGAGGCUCCUGUGAUUGGAGCUGACAGGAGCGAUGAACGUGCAGCAGCAGCAGGCAAGUCGGCGUCCCCGCGACCCACCCGGCUGUUGGUGAUGGCUGCCCUCGCACUCCCACUCUGGGCUCUGCAGACACGAUGGAGAUAAUACCUGCAUGUGGCCUGACCAGCAACUUUUGUACUGUUAUUUACAGUUUCUUUAACAGCAAGUUCUAAUGCUGUUAAUGUUCCCUCACUGGACAUAUAGAAGAACCUCCUUGAAACCUAAUGAGAAUGGCUUUCUGUGUGGUAGGACUGGAAGUGCGUGCAGUGCUGCAUCCUGCUUGUCCCCCAAAGAAUGCUUGGUGCCAUCACUGAAGCAGCUUUCACAUCGAAUAUGGUGUUUUCCCAUGCUUCUAGAAUGGGUUUGGAACAACAUGCCCUCUUUUAGAAAGUGGAAACCAUCUUAAAAUGUAUUACACUGAUGAUUUUUCCAAAUAAAUGGGAAUCUAUUUUGUCUUUUCCGUUGUAUGGCAAAAUUGUGAAGAAGAGGUAACACCCGUUUUAUCUCAUGAGACCCCAACACAGGAAAAAAAAGAUAAAGUUUUAAUGUUGCGCAUGCAUGGCAAUGUUGUAAUUGACAAGAUAUUUUUUUAGUGUUUUU